AUGGAUUGGCCUGGUUUGAUAGCAGUUGAAUCAUGCAUCAGAGCAUGCACACAUGCCUUGAGAGGGAUCCAUGCUGAAUUAGUAAAUCUUCCAAAGCGUCAAAAGUUAUCGCUUGUCAUUUUCAUGACAUGGCGUUUCUUCCUUUUCUUUUUUGACCUUGUUGCAGCCUUUUCUAUAGAGAAAGGUAUUGCAUUAAGUUUCUCGGUAGUUGACCUGUGCUACAUAAUGGGGAAAAGGGCUCGAGUAAACGUUUGGAUGGCCCAUUACCAAGCAUUGCUAACAUAUGGUGAACGAAAAUGCGCGGUUCUGCAUAUCACUUUGGCAGGCGUGUCUUGCUCCAUUUGCGAGCGCUGAACCCUUUAUGUAGAUUUUUUACCAGGUCAUCCGUCUUGUCUCUACUUUAUUCUUCUAUUAUUCCUUUUCCGUCUUUCUAUUGAUCUUCUUUUCGUUUGCGAUAAUAGCUGUACAAUUUCCGGUCAGCUCUUCUUCCCGGUUCUCCAGCUCGCCGCUUGACUAGAUCUUCCUCUCCAUUUAAAUUUGUUUCUUCUGUGGUUUACAUUCUCUAAUCACUCGUCUAAUAUUCUCAUUUAUUGCACUUACUGCCACUAUCACCGUUAUCAUUAAUCCAAAUGCGCUAAUAAACCUUGACUGC
Molecule: messenger RNA, 652 nt
Organism: Lobosporangium transversale
Lineage: Eukaryota; Fungi; Mortierellomycota; Mortierellomycetes; Mortierellales; Mortierellaceae
Exons: 4
Coding region: 1-354 (117 amino acids)
Source: RefSeq, a predicted model, not a curated record